CAAGAGACUUGGGAAACAACACUAGAGAAAUGUAUCAAGAGCAUUAUAUCAAUAAAAGCCACUCGUGUAAGAUGUCUCGAUACAGAGACACCCGGUGCGUUCACUGCCACAGGAUUUGUGGUCGAUCCAGUUCGUGGCAUCAUUCUAUCUAAUCGUCAUGUAGUUUCUGUGUCUCCUAUUGUUGCUCAGGCCGUUCUAUGUAAUUAUGAAGAGAUUGAACUGGUACCUAUAUAUCGUGAUCCUGUGCAUGACUUUGGGUUCCUCAAGUAUGAUCCUACGCACGUUCGUUUCCUUACGAUUCCCGGAAUACCACUCUGCCCUGAAGGUGCUAGAGUUGGGCAAGAGAUCCGUGUAGUGGGCAAUGAUGCAGGUGAAAAACUGAGUAUUUUGGCAGGAACAUUGGCUCGUCUUGAUAGAGAAACACCCAACUAUGGAAUCGGAGAAUACAAUGAUUUUGAUACCUUUUAUAUGCAAGCCGCAUCAAGUACCAGUGCAGGUUCAAGUGGUAGUCCUGUGCUGGAUGUUUACGGACGUGCUAUUGCCCUAAACGCAGGUGGUGCUACCAAUUCGUCUUCAAGCUACUAUCUUCCUCUCAACAGAGUUAAAAGAGCACUAGAGUGUAUCCAAAAUAGUCAACAUGUCUCACGGGGUACAAUCCAAGCAGAAUUCGAGUACAGAUCCUAUGACGAGCUUUCUCAAUUGGGCCUCAGUCUUCACAUUGAAGCACGUUUACGGCUAUACAACCAGGAAAGCAUCCAAGGACUCUUGGUCGUCAAAUCCGUCUUGCCUCUUGGUCCCGCUGACGGUCACCUUGCAUCUGGUGAUAUUCUGCUGACAGGCAAUGGCCGAAUCGUGACCCAUUUCUUGGAUUUAGCCGACUUGUUAGAUAAUUCAGUCCACAAUACCAUUGAACUCGUGGUGUCGCGUGGCCAAGGUGUACUUCACCAAGUAAAAGUCACUGUUCAAGAUCUUCACGCCAUCACUCCAAACCGUUUCAUUGAAUUUGGUGGGGGAAUAUUAAAUGACUUAUCGUACCAAAUGGCACGCUCUUACGGACUAUCUCUCGACAAGCCAGGAGUUUAUGUGGCUGCAGCGGGGUACAUACUGGGUACUGCUUUGGCUCUAAGAAAAUCGGUUAUAAUUGGACUUAACAACCAAGUAGUCCGGAAUCUCGAUGACUUUAUAAAGAUUUCAAAGGAAAUUCCACAAGGAGAACGGGUUCCUAUCCGGUACUAUUCGCUCUCUAGAGCCCUCAAAGACAAGGUGAUGAUUUUGCAUGUGGACCAUACCUGGCACAAGUUUAGGAUGGCUAUUCGUAAUGAUACUACUGGCUUGUGGGACUAUAAAAACCUUGGGGAGCCUCCCAUAAUCACACCGCUUUUAAAAGUACCAAGACGAUUAUUUUCUGUAAAAACAGAUCCAUUCCAACGCUUAGCUAAGAGUCUAGUGGCAGUUGAUGCACACCCUCCUUAUAUUAUUGAUGGACUCAAGAACUCACAUUCUUACGGCGCAGGUUUGAUUGUUUCUAUGGAUCCUCCAUUGGUUGUGUGUGAUCGUGAUACUAUUCCAGUUGGUAUUUCAGCUAUAUCUCUCACGUUUGGUAAUGCUAUCACUAUGUCAGCUCGCUUGCUCUUCCUUCAUCCAUUUUAUAACUAUGCGGUCCUCACAUUUGAUUGGGAUCGUCUGGAGAGUUCAGGAAUUGAAGUCCAUGUAGCAAUGUUUAGUGACAAAGUCCUUAAACCCGGAGAUCGUGUCAAUUAUGUUGGUCUUGGUGGCGAUAAUCUUCCUGUCAUCAAAAAGGCCACCGUGUCAAUGCUUAAACCUAUCCGCACCAAGGAAACCUCUCCUCCACGAUGGAGAGCAAUGAAUGUUGAGGCAUACAAGACUAGUGAGGGCAGUCUAAAUGGUCAGGGUGGAGUUUUGGCGGACGAAGACGGAAAAGUCCAGGCUAGUUGGAUGAGCUUCUCUAAUGAAGAUGAACGCGGUAACCAAGGGGGUGAGAUGGGAGGACUGUCAGCCCACCUGAUAUUACCUAUUCUGGAUGCUAUACGGGCAGGGGAAGUGCCGGGUGUGCGUGGACUGGAUGCCGAAUUGUGGACAAUGCAACUGGCCAAUGCGCGACUUCUGGGGUUACCUGAACAUUGGUUGGAUCGUUACCAGGAGACUGAAAACCAGUCCCAUGUGUUAUAUAUUACUGGUAUUACAGAUGCUAGUAGCCCAUGCGCAGGUCUCUUGAGUGCGGGAGAUAUCGUUCUCUUGAUAAAUGGUGUGAUGAUGAUGAAUGUAUCAGACCUAGCCCGGUUCUCUCAAGAAGAAGAGUUAAAAAUGACGAUAUUCAGGAAUGGCCAUGAGCUUGAGAUUGUGGUUCCUACUACAUACUUUAAUGGUCAAGAAACUACUCGUGUUAUUGGAUGGCAGGGAAUGCUGGUCCAGGACGCAUACAUGGCCGCUAAAGAGCAGAUGCAAAAAGAAGUUCCCAAAGGACUUUAUGUUUCAUGCUGCUUAUUUGGCUCCCCUGCCCAGAUGUCGCUCCGGCCAGGGAUAUGGAUUACAGAAAUUAAUCAACGACCAGUUCACACACUUGACGAAUUUUUUGACGCCGUCAAACUUGGAAACCAAAAGGCGGAGAGCCAUGUUCAUGUCAAAUACGUGUCCCGAAACAAUGGGACCCAUUUAGUUGCGCUCCGGUUAGACCAUCAUUAUUGGCCCACAUGGCAAAUACAAAAAGAC
This is a messenger RNA of Phycomyces blakesleeanus NRRL 1555(-), 2730 nucleotides long. RefSeq lists its product as hypothetical. Gene Ontology annotation, molecular function: serine-type endopeptidase activity; protein binding. The record is from RefSeq and is a predicted model, not a curated record. The annotation marks the transcript as partial. Gene Ontology annotation, biological process: proteolysis. The transcript has 6 exons. NCBI's taxonomy places the organism in Eukaryota, Fungi, Mucoromycota, Mucoromycetes, Mucorales, Phycomycetaceae.